AUGUUUCACCUGAAGAACAGAAAAUCCCCUAAUCUGAAAAUCCGUACCCUCUGUGUUUCGGUUUUCCAGCACACAGUUUUCCUGCUCCUGUUAACACACUGCUGCAAAGGUGAGCUUCAAGUAAUUGGUCCACAUCGGCCAAUAUUAGCUGUAAUUGGUGAUGACGUCAUUUUGUCAUGUCACCUGAAACCUGCCAUGGAUGCUGUUUCCACCACAGUGGAGUGGACGAGACCUGACCUGAAACCCAGAUUUGUCCAUGUGUGGCGUUCUGGUCAAGAACUUCUAGAUGAUCAGAAUCCACAAUACAGAGGAAGAACGUCACUGUUCAUCGACAAACUGAAGCACGGAAACACUUCGCUGAAACUCUCCAGGGUGAAACAGUCCGAUAGCGGAACAUACAGAUGCUUCCUUCCCAUAUUUAAUAAAGACUCUACUGUUGAGCUUGUUUUUGGCUCUGUCUCCCCUCUGGAAAUAGAGAUUUCCAAACUUGACAAUGGAUUGUCGUUGGAUUGUAAAUCUAAAGGCUGGUAUCCAGAGCCUGAGGUGUCGUGGCUGGACGGUGAGGGACACGUCCUCUCUGCUGGACCUACAGAGACAGUCAGAGGUCCUGAUGACCUCUAUACUGUCAGCAGCAGAGUGACUGUGGACAAGAGACACAGCAACAGCUUCACCUGCAGAGUCCAACAGAACCACAUCAACCAGACCAGAGAGACACAAAUCCAGAUUUCAGUGGAUUUCUUCAUGGUUCAGUCCAGUUUUGCUGCUCGCAUCAGUAUCUGCCUGGUUGUUUGCAUCAUACCUAUUGUUGUAGUUGUCUUUGUUGUGUGUAAAUGGGGAAAAAAC
Molecule: messenger RNA, 843 nt
Organism: Plectropomus leopardus (leopard coralgrouper)
Lineage: Eukaryota; Metazoa; Chordata; Actinopteri; Perciformes; Serranidae
Source: RefSeq, a predicted model, not a curated record